Molecule: messenger RNA, 2423 nt
Organism: Mesocricetus auratus (golden hamster)
Lineage: Eukaryota; Metazoa; Chordata; Mammalia; Rodentia; Cricetidae
Gene: Erlec1
Product: endoplasmic reticulum lectin 1
Exons: 15
Coding region: 145-1581 (478 amino acids)
Biological process (GO): retrograde protein transport, ER to cytosol; endoplasmic reticulum unfolded protein response
Cellular component (GO): endoplasmic reticulum lumen
Source: RefSeq, a predicted model, not a curated record
UCCGGAAGGAGACGUGGCGGCGGUUGAGUCUCCUGCGCUGAGGAAGCCUUGUGGUCCUGCCGCCGCCUCCUCCUCCUCCUCCUCCACCUGUUCUCCAAGGGUAGAGGAGGCUGUGACGGCGGCUGGAGGACGCGGCGACGGAGGAUGGAGGAAGGAGGCGGCGGCGCGCGGAGCCUGGUCCCCGGAGGGCCGCUGUUGCUGGUCCUGUGCGGCCUCCUGGAGGCGUCCGGCGGCGGCCGAGCGCUGCCCCAGCUCAGCGACGACAUCCCCUUCCGCGUCAACUGGCCCGGCACCGAGUUCUCUCUGCCUACAUCUGGAGUUUUGUAUAAAGAAGAUAAUUAUGUUAUCAUGACAACUGCACAUAAAGAAAAAUACAAAUGUAUACUUCCUCUGGUGACAAGUGGAGAUGAGGAAGAAGAAAAGGAUUACAAAGGCCCAAAUCCAAGAGAGCUUUUGGAACCACUAUUUAAACAGAGCAGUUGUUCCUACAGAAUUGAAUCUUAUUGGACUUACGAAGUAUGUCAUGGAAAACAUAUUCGACAGUACCAUGAAGAAAAAGAAACUGGCCAAAAAGUAAAUAUUCAUGAAUACUAUCUUGGGAAUAUGUUGGCUAAGAAUCUUCUGUCUGAAAAAGAACAAGAAGCAGAAGAAAAAGAAAAGUUCAGUGAGAUCCCCACUAAAAAUAUUGAAGGUCAGAUGACACCCUACUAUCCUGUGGGAAUGGGAAAUGGUACACCUUGUAGUCUGAAACAGAACCGACCCAGAUCAAGCACUGUGAUGUACAUAUGCCAUCCUGAAUCUAAGCAUGAAAUCCUUUCAGUAGCUGAAGUUACAACUUGUGAAUAUGAAGUUGUCAUUCUGACACCACUUUUGUGCAGUCAUCCUAAAUACAGGUUCAGAGCCUCUCCUGUGAAUGAUAUAUUCUGCCAAUCACUGCCAGGAUCUCCAUUUAAACCGCUCACACUAAGACAGUUGGAACAGCAGGAAGAGAUACUGAGGGUGCCAUUUAGGAGAAAUAAAGAGGAAGAUUUGCCAUCUGCAAAAGAAGAGAGAUUUCCAGCCAUCCACAAACCUAUUGCUGUUGGCGCUCAGCCAUUGCUCACCGUUGGAACAACCCAUAUAUCCAAGCUGACAGAUGAUCAGCUCAUAAAGGAGUUCCUUAGUGGCUCUUACUGCUUUCACGGGGGUGUUGGUUGGUGGAAAUAUGAAUUCUGCUAUGGCAAACAUGUAUACCAAUAUCAUGAGGACAAAGACAAUGGGAAAACUUCUGUGGUUGUGGGGACAUGGAACCAAGAAGAGCAUGUGGAAUGGGCUAAGAAAAACACUGCUAGAGCUUAUCAUCUUCAAGACGACGGCACCCAGACAGUCAGGAUGGUGUCACAUUUUUAUGGAAAUGGGGAUAUUUGUGAUAUAACGGACAAACCCAGACAAGUGACUGUAAAACUAAAGUGUAAAGAAUCAGAUUCUCCUCAUGCUGUUACUGUAUAUAUGCUCGAGCCUCACUCCUGCCAGUAUAUUCUUGGGAGGUCACUGGAUGGGACUGAAGUUCCAGCCAUGCAAUCAUUUGGUCCUUCUGGUUGAAUCUCCAGUAAUCUGUAAAAUCCUAGAUACAGCUGAUGAAAAUGGACUUCUUUCUCUCCCAAACUAAAUUAAAAUUGAAGGGAAGAAAGAUGAUUUAAGGUCCUCACUUCCUCCUGACCAUUGGACCCUGUCUACAGUAUCAUAUGAAAGGACUGGCAACCACGCUGUGAAAUACAUGUGUAUAUAAGAGGUCAUUGAUAAACUUGUAAGGCAGACAUUUGUCUCACUUCAUUUAUUUUGGUGUUAUAUGAGUUGAUUUCAUUUUGACUUUGCUUGGAUAGUGUGAUUUCAAAAUCUGAUUCAAGAAGUUUAGAGUUCACCCCAUUCAAAUGUUAUAAUCUUGUACUUGUUGAAAUACUUUUAAGUAUUAUACUUAUUGUGUAAAUUAUAGCAUAUAUAAUGAGCUAAAGAAGUAAAGCUAAUGAAGAGAAGUUGCUAGGAGAGUGUUUGAAUGAGAGGUCAUGUAAAAUGUGUGCAAUUCUAGUGUCUGAGAUGUUCUCAACAAACUUUCUGAGGCAGCUGCUCUGGGCAAGCACUGAACUAGAAGUGGCGGCAGAGUAGAGCCUCACAGAUGACCCAACACCACUGGUAUCUCAAGAGACUGUUUUAUGACAGGUUGUUCCUCUUCCUAAACUUUUAUGAUUCUUCUUAUAAAUUAGUUUAUUACCAGCAUAUAGGUUGGUGUCUUCCCUAAAUUACAAUGGUUCAUUCUAAAACUCACUGUGCUGGCUGGCUGUUGUACCUGCCUGCUGUAUAUUCUAAAUCUUAGUUCUGGACAGUUUUGCAUCAUAUUAUUUAUUGCAAAAAGAAUAAAAUGUUCAUAAGCAGUCUUUUCAUGUAAA